GUAGAAAACCAGCGCAAUCUUUUCUCUGCCUCAGCGUCAGCUGCGAUCUACAGUGUGCAAGAAUACAGGAGAGAAAAGCUUAGGGCCUCCAUUCUCAGUCUCGACCGUCGUGUCGCGGACCCUGCUGAGCUGCUACAACAAAAGCAACGUGAUGAAGCGGCACUCGGAAAGCAGAAGCACCGUCUCCCAGUGUCCUUCUUUCGGCGAAAGAAUGCUGUCUUCGACCUCGUAGCACGCAACGCUUGGGCUGAUACGGGGUCGUUUUUACUAGUCCUGGACCAAAAGAAAAUUGGACACAAUGCUCCUCCUCCCUCUACAACUAACACUGGCGUCAACAGCACUUUUUCUUCACCGCCUGGUACACCAUCAGCUUCUUCUCCAACAUCUUCUGCAGAGCAACCUUCCGCCCCAGCAGAACACCGGCAACAACAAUCUUCCCUGCAUUCCUCAAUAUCGACGUUGUUCUUGUUCGAAUUGACUUUAGUGCUGAAUCGGCUUUCGUUUCACUUGCAUCCGCACAUGUUAUGGACUUAUAGUGAUAUUUUGGAGUAUUUUGCGCCUGCUGGGUACACCCCACCACCAAUGACAGAGGAAUGCCUGGAUCG
This is a messenger RNA of Amoebophrya sp. A25, 605 nucleotides long. Lineage: Eukaryota; Dinophyceae; Syndiniales; Amoebophryaceae. The record is from the annotation of a GenBank genome assembly.